AAUUACUUAAAUUUGAGAAGAAAUUUGCAGUCGACAUUUGAAAGAAAAAAAUAAAUGUCGGAAGUAAGAAAGCAAAGAUGGUCUCUUGAGGGCAUGAUCGCCCUUGUCACUGGUGGAACCAAAGGCAUCGGAUAUGCUAUAGUUGAAGAACUAGCAGAAUUUGGAGCAAUAGUACACACAUGUUCACGUAACCAAACAGAGCUCGAUGAAAGAAUUCAAGAAUGGAAGAACAAGGGCCUAAAAGUAAGCGGCUCCGUAUGUGACCUGAAAAUUAGAGCUGAGCGGGAGAAGCUGAUGGAAACUGUCUCUUUGAUGUUUGAUGGCAAGCUCAACAUCCUUGUGAACAAUGCUGGAAUGGGUAUGUUUAAGGAAGCCAAAGAAUGUACUGCGGAGGAUUUCUCGACUUUAAUGACAACCAAUUUCGAGUCUGCUUUCCAUCUGUCUCAACUGGCGUACCCACUCCUAAAAGCAUCUAAAUAUGGAAGCAUUGUAUUUAAUUCCUCAGUCGCAGGCGUAAUUAGUGUACCUCUAUGCUCCAUCUAUAGUUCAACUAAAGGAGCAAUGAAUCAAUUGACAAAGAACCUGGCAUGCGAGUGGGCAAAGGACAAUAUUCGUGUGAAUUCGGUUGCUCCAGCGGUUAUUAGAACCUCACUCGUCGAUGCCAUAGAAGAAGAUGCCAAAGCCAAGGAAAUUAUAACACGAAUGAUAUCUCGUACCCCAAUCUCCCGUGCCGGAGAGCCUAAAGAGGUUUCAGCGGUGGUUGCAUUCCUGUGUUUACCAGCGGCUUCAUAUAUCACCGGUCAAGUUUAUUGCGUUGAUGGAGGAUACACUGUGACUGGGUUUUAAACCAAACAGUCAGUCGAGGGUUUUACUGUGGCAGAUGCUGUCCUAAUAAUCUCCCUGUUAACAGAGAGAAUAUUUCUCUACUGCUGUUGUCUUUCAGUUCUUGAAAUUGUCGUUCUUUUUCCAAAGUUUGAAUCAAAAAUAAAUUUCCGAAAUAAAGAAUCCUUGUCUUUAAUUUUAAACCAA
Messenger RNA from Pistacia vera, 1029 nucleotides. Its product is annotated as tropinone reductase homolog. The record is from RefSeq and is a predicted model, not a curated record. Bases 55 to 846 code for a protein of 263 amino acids. Lineage: Eukaryota; Viridiplantae; Streptophyta; Magnoliopsida; Sapindales; Anacardiaceae. The transcript has 5 exons. Gene Ontology annotation, molecular function: oxidoreductase activity.